Haemonchus placei is the source of this 1206-nucleotide messenger RNA. Lineage: Eukaryota; Metazoa; Nematoda; Chromadorea; Rhabditida; Trichostrongylidae. The record is from the annotation of a GenBank genome assembly.
AUGGAUGAAAUGGUGUCGUCGACAUUUUCUGUAUUUUUUUUCUGGGCAGCUUCGAUCAUAGCAGGUUAUUUCGUAACGAUCUUCAAGCUGCCUUCUUUAUUCGGAGCUCUCUGUGUUGGGAUUUUCAUUGCAAAUGUACCUCAGCUAUCCAAUCUUAUCUACUUGAACGAAUAUUGGCACUACAUCAUCAGAAAACUCUGUCUUGUAUGCAUAAUAAUUCGAUGGGGUCUCGGUAUCAACGGAAGUUACAUCAAAGAAAAUCCUAUAUAUCCGCUUGCACUUGGAGUUUUGUCAGCAGCUGCUGAGGCCGCAGCCAUUGCUAUCGUUUCGGUACUCUUCUUCAAGGUUCCAAUCGAAUUCGGAGUCAUUUGCGGGUUUUUAUUAGCGACUGUCUCUCCAGCUGUUUGUGGGCCGGUUAUGCUAAAACUACAGCAGCAGAAUCGAGGAACAGACAAAAAUAUUCCGUCCUUUGUUCCUGCUGCAUGCUGCUUCGAUAAUACGUUUUCGAUCAUCGUCGUUACGAUGGUUUCUGCCAUUACGUUCACAGACGAGUCAAAGUUCUCUACUCUUGUCAAGCAAAUGGGGGAAAUGAUUCUGAGUACAAUCUUAGGAAUUUCUAUGGGAUGUGUGCUAUGGUAUUUUCCGCUCCCAUCCCAAAAGAGUAGUAAUUCGAUUAGGACAUUACUUAUCAUUUUCCUCAGCACCGGGAUCAUAAUAGGGAUGACUGCAGUCAAUCAUGGAUUUCCGGGUGUUGUCGCAUGUCUGGUACUUUGCUUUGUCGCUCCAUUACGUUGGCGGACCGACAAUCCGAAAAAGCUUGCUCCCGUAGCGAACUUCUUCGCCAAAACGUGGUUCUAUGUGGCAUCUCCCCUACUGUUUUCUCUCGUUGGGACCUUCCUUGAUUUCACUAAGAUAUCGGUUCAAGCAGUUUAUGUGGGUUUGAUCCUCGUUGUUGUUGGCACACUUGCUCGAUUAGCCAGCGGCUUUGCCAUUGUAGCUUGUUCCCCUCUGAAUCUUGGGGAACAGUUUAUAGUUGUUUGGUCACUUGUUCCGAAGGCAACAGUCCAGGCAGCUCUCGGACCGAAUCUCUUCGUGCUGGCAGAGGAGCGGUGUCGAUUCAAAGACGAGGCAUCAUUUGUAUGGUUUGGAUCAGUUCCUGUAAAGUGUUUCAUUCAGAAGCGGGGCAAAUUCCAGAACAUAAAAUGA